This is a messenger RNA of Hansenula ciferrii, 1200 nucleotides long. It is a transcript of the gene GTT3, whose product is annotated as Gtt3p. NCBI's taxonomy places the organism in Eukaryota, Fungi, Ascomycota, Saccharomycetes, Phaffomycetales, Wickerhamomycetaceae. Bases 1 to 1200 code for a protein of 399 amino acids. The transcript is spliced from 2 exons. Gene Ontology annotation, cellular component: membrane. The record is from RefSeq and is a predicted model, not a curated record.
AUGAGUUUAAAACAACAAACAAAAGCUUCACUUGUUGAAAUGUGUCGCGACCUUAAUGUCAAUGAAGAAGGAACCAAACCAAUUCUUGAAGAAAAAUUAGCUCAACAUUUUGAUAAUCAUCCAGAAUUAGAAAACCAUCAAUAUUAUAGAAAAUUCUAUAUCUUUAGACAAAAAAAUUCACCAACUAAAGAAGCUUCAACUAAUGUAUACAAGAAUGACAUUACUUCUUCACCAUCUUAUAAAGUUAUACCUCAAUUGAAUGAUGGAUUAAGAUCAUCUCCUGAUAAAGUCUUAAACAUUAGAAGAAACUUGAAAAACAAAUCAAGUCCUUAUAAAUCAGCUGUUGAAGAUGAAGCUUCAGAAUUAGUUGAAGAUGAAGAACAAGAUGAUGAUGAUGAAGAAGAGAAAGAUGAUGAAAAAGAAGACGACGAAGAAGAAGAUGAUGAUGUUGAAUUAUUGAAUGAAGACGGAACUCCUGCCAAUGAAGAUGAUGAAGAAGCUGAUGGUGAAUAUAAACCAAAAUUUGAAUUUUUAACUAAAAUUCAAGAUUGGUUCAUUGAAACUUAUGAAUCAACUUAUGAUUAUUUAGAAGAUCAAAAAGAAGAAUUUAUUUACUCUACUGUUAAAUUUAACAAUGAUACCAGAAAGAAAUUAAGUUCAGUUCAAGCUGUUAAUUUCUUUAUUCAAAGUUUAGAAUUAGGUUUAUUAACUUAUCAACAAGUUCCAUUAAUUCAAAUUAGUGAAGCUCCAUUUUUAAGUCAAGAAAUUAUUUCUAAAUAUAAAUUUAUUGAUCAAUCAUGGAAAAUUUUUGAUUUAAGUGCUUUAAUACAAUUUAAAUUUAUUUUAAUUGUUUUAACUUGGUUUACAUUUUCAAUUGGUAUUCCAUUAUUUGUUUCUCAUUAUGUUAAUUUCACUACAAAGAAAUUCAAAAAACAAAGAUUUGAUCCAUUAAUUUUCAAUAUUGUUAAAUUAAUUAUAAGUUAUCUUGUUUAUUCUAAAACUAUUUCAUUCCAAGAUAUUAAAGAUGAUACUGCAGUUUGGGCUGAUGAACAUGGAUUACUUCAAGCUACAUUAUAUGAAAAAAUCAAUGCUCAUUUUGUUCAUAAUUCAAUUACAUUAAACUUAGUUUUAGGUAAUAUUCCAUUUAUUGGAUCAAGUGUUGGUAUUUUAGUUGCCUUAUACGUUGCAAGUCUUGCUUAG